Molecule: messenger RNA, 3367 nt
Organism: Dufourea novaeangliae
Lineage: Eukaryota; Metazoa; Arthropoda; Insecta; Hymenoptera; Halictidae
Gene: Btk29A
Product: tyrosine-protein kinase Btk29A
Exons: 16
Coding region: 283-2508 (741 amino acids)
Biological process (GO): intracellular signal transduction; peptidyl-tyrosine autophosphorylation
Molecular function (GO): protein binding; ATP binding; non-membrane spanning protein tyrosine kinase activity
Source: RefSeq, a predicted model, not a curated record
AAUUUUCGUUGUUCGGCCAGUAAAUCAAGGCCGUUCAAUCCAGAAUAUCGCUAGAUUUUCUAUCCAGAACGAUUGAACGUCGGUGACCGCCGCGCAACGUUUCGGAUAAAUGCUUUACUAACGUAGUGAGGUAUUUCCUGCUAUCUCGUGAAUUUCCAACGUCUCCGUUUGACAGAUUGUCGGUGUGUGUAUGUGUUCCGUUCCACGUGAAUUCUUUGUUUGGGCACCGGUGAUGUUUCUGACAAGCGUUAGAACCACGGCCUGCUAGCGGCGACCCGGCGCAUGGGUGGCCCUCCGUCGGUGAUGGCGGGGAAAGACGGGAAGCUGGAGCCGAAAAGCGGGGACGUGGUGAGGCAGGGGUUCAUGGUGAAACGUUCCCAGAACAAGAAACGUUUCACCCCCGUCAACUACAAGCAACGCUGGUUCGUUCUGACCAGACGGUUCCUCGUUUACUACGACGGCGAUGGGGAGCGUCGCAAGGAACGAGGUAGAAUCGCGGUCGAGAGCGUCCACGUGGUUGAAACGGCGAGCCUCGGGAGCAACGCCGGCGGCGUCGGCGGCGGCGUCGGCAGCGAGGUGGCAGGCAGCGAGGCAGGAACAGGCGGAGGCGGCGGAGGAGGAGGCGGCGGGGGUGGCGGAAUACCACCUGGGCUACCGUUCCAGGUGGGCUAUCGAGAAGCCGGCCAGGAGUACACGCUCUACCUUCUCGCCGCCCGCGAACAGGACCGCGCCGAGUGGAUUCGUGCCAUCCGUGCUGUGUGCAGCGAAAAUCCAAGUCUGAGCGGCCGUUAUCACGCCGGACUGUGGAGCGGAAAACGUUGGUCCUGUUGCCGCCUGUCGACACGCUCCGCGGAAGGUUGCGAUACCUGCAGUUCCUGGUCCUCUAAGCCGUUGAACACAACGAACCCGUCCUCGACGUCCGCCUCGUGCUUCAGCUCCGUGGCCGGCACCACCACCGCCACUUCCACCACCGCCGCCAUCACCGAUCGACCGCAGACGACCAACUCCGAGGCCAAUAACAAUCCCAUCGUUCACUCACAGGCACGCUCGACAAUCGGUGAGAGUACCCGCUGGGGCGAAUUACGUUAUACAGGGACCCCCUCAACUCCAAUCAUGCCGGGGGGCACACCUGGAACUCCAUCUUCCAAAACAAAGGACAAAAUAAUGCUGAGAACGAAGGUCGUGGUGGCUCUGUACCCUUUCCGAGCGGUCGAAGGGGACGACCUGUCUCUAAAAAAGGGCGCAGAGUACGAGGUGCUGGACGACUCUCAGGAACACUGGUGGAAAGUCAAAGACGAGCACGGAUCCAUUGGCUACAUUCCUAGCAAUUAUGUGAUGGAGAAGGAGCUUCUGGGUCUUCAGAAAUAUGAAUGGUACGUGGGUGACAUGUCCAGACAACGCGCAGAAUCAUUGCUCAAACAGGAAGACAAAGAAGGAUGUUUUGUCGUUCGUAACUCUUCCACCAAAGGACUUUACACGCUUUCCCUGUACACUAAAGUCCCACAUCCUCACGUGAAACAUUAUCACAUCAAGCAGAACACUAGGGGAGAAUUUUAUUUGUCCGAGAAGCAUUGCUGUGGUUCUAUACCAGACUUGGUGAAUUAUCACAGGCACAACAGCGGAGGAUUGGCCAGCCGAUUGAAAACCAGCCCUUGCGACCGCCCUGUACCACCAACUGCUGGCCUCAGUCAUGAUAAAUGGGAGAUCGAUCCAGCCGAGCUACAUCUGUUGGAGGAACUUGGCUCUGGACAAUUUGGAGUUGUGCGAAGAGGAAAAUGGCGUGGUUCCAUAGACGUUGCCGUCAAGAUGAUGAAAGAGGGCACCAUGUCCGAAGACGAUUUCAUAGAGGAAGCUAAAGUGAUGACGAAACUUCAACACCAGAACUUGGUCCAGUUGUAUGGUGUUUGCAGUAAAGAUAGACCAAUAUACAUUGUCACCGAGUACAUGCGACAUGGAUCUCUUCUUAACUACCUCCGUCGUCACGAAACAACAUUGGGAGCAAACGUUGGUCUUCUGUUGGAUAUGUGCAUACAGGUUUGCAAAGGAAUGGCUUAUUUAGAGAGGCACAAUUAUAUUCAUAGAGACCUUGCUGCACGCAACUGUUUAGUGGGCUCAGAAAAUGUAGUAAAAGUUGCUGACUUUGGAUUAGCAAGGUAUGUGCUCGACGAUCAGUACACCAGCAGUGGAGGUACUAAGUUUCCAAUUAAAUGGGCACCGCCGGAAGUCUUGAACUACACUCUGUUCAGUUCGAAAUCAGAUGUCUGGGCAUACGGAGUACUUAUGUGGGAAGUAUUUACUUGCGGAAAAAUGCCUUACGGACGCCUAAAGAACACCGAUGUGGUAGAAAGAGUUCAACGAGGAAUCAUACUAGAGAGACCCAAAGCCUGCUUUAAGGAAGUUUACGAGGUAAUGCGAAAAUGCUGGGCCCACUGCCCCGAAGUACGACCAUCCUUCCGCGUCCUGAAGGAACAGCUCAUUAGCGUGUCUCAAGGUCUGCUCAAUGAUUGACUCAACCUUCUACGGUGUAUGCGCCUAUCGUCGCCUUCGAGCCGGUCAAUACAGGCGGCAAAGUCUCCAUCGCUCGAGCGAUCGCCCUCGAUACUACCAUCCCCGAACUCUACGUCAUCGUACAACUCGGCAACUUUGCCGUCGUCGCGCAAAAGCCGCUCGCCAGCCUCACUACCGCCCUCGGUCGAUUUUCUACACCUGUCCUCAUCCACCUGUAAAUUGAAGAAAGAAGGGUCAUCCUCACCGAGUACACCCGGCCACCAACCUAGUCAACCAUCGUCAAGCUCGUCUAACGUCUGUGACAUUUGCAGUUCCUACGGACACCCGUGGAUUGAAAUUUGCAAGGCGAUACGAGCCACUAAAGGCAAAUAAUUUUCAUGUGUGUGUGUGUGUGUCCCGAAAAUACAUACGUGUGUCGGUCCAAGGACCGUAUCGCAGCUUACACGCCUGAAGAAUCGAUGCAAUAAGAAUUGAUGCAAUACAAUUGUUCAACCCACAACGCCCACACUUUCCGACUCCUUUCACCCCUAUCCGAAUCUCGUUUACACAUCAUUAGAUAUACAUAUAUAUGUAUAUCUAUACAUAUAUAUAUAUAUGUACUUCAAACAUUAUUUUUCAUCCAUUGAACGUCGAACAAAGAUUCGAGCGCGUGAUAUUCUUGCGUUUUCGCAUAAUUACAUAGUUUCUCCCUUCCUCCCCCGGUAUGAUUUUCAGUCUCUUUAUUCCAUACAACGAUAUGGAUGCAUUUACGAAUAGAACAGUAGUAUUUAUUGAGUGUCCUUGAAUGGAUAUAAACUAGUAAGUUGUGACUCUUCCGUAGGAGCAUAUACUGGUCCUUUUGUUAUUGACUUUUUAACGA